AUGAGUGUGUCGGACCAGAGAAGAAUCUUUCCCACGGCUAAACUGCAUCACCCGGACACUGCUUUGGUGAGCUACAGUGGGAACAUGAUCGAGCUGUGCGGAAUGUGUGUUGUGCGCGUGAAUUACGGUGGACAAAAUCACGAACUGUUGCUGUACGUGGCGAAGAACAAAAAGCAUCCACUGCUGGGUCGUGGGUGGAUGAAAGUGCUGAACAUUGAUGUGAACAAGUUUUACGAAAACGUCCACAUGAUCGCGGUUGACAACAGUGCUGAAUCGGUGAAAAAGCUCAUUGAGCGAUACGGAAACGUCUGUGAGAAGUCGAUGGGUAAAAUCGAAGGGCUAACAGCCAAGCUGCAAUUGAAGCCAGAUGUGCGGCCGGUGUAUUUGCGUGCGCGACCGGUUCCGUUUUCCAUUCGGGAUGCGGUCGAAGAGGAGAUAAAAACCCUAGAGAAGAAUGGUGUGUUGGUGAAAGUGAACUACAGUGCGUGGGCGACACCGGUUGUCCCAGUGAUGAAAAUGAACAAUAGAGUGCGACUGUGCGGUGAUUAUAAGAUCACAGUGAACCCUAAUCUCGUGGUCGAUGAACACCCCCUGCCCACCGUCGAGGAGCUGUUUGCUAAUGUGGCAGGUGGUGAGAAGUUUACGAAGAUUGAUCUCUCGCAAGCCUAUCUGCAGCUGGAGGUCAGUCCGGAGGAUCAGGAGGUCCUCACCCUGAGCACUCACCUGGGACUGUACAGACCGACGAGGCUGAUGUACGGAGUCAGCUCCGCUCCGGCUAUCUGGCAACGCUUGAUGGAGGAAGUACUGAACGGGAUUCCAGGUGUAACGGUAUUUCUGGACGACAUUCGAGUAACGGGGCCUAACGACCAGGUCCACCUGCAGCGUCUCGAAGGUACAAGCAAAUCGACCGUGAAGCUUAUGCGAUCAUCUUUGGAGUGCGGAAGUUCUACCAAUACUUGUAUGGACGGAAGUUUUGGCUCGUUACCGAAAAUGAGCCGGUGA
This is a messenger RNA of Aedes albopictus (Asian tiger mosquito), 1002 nucleotides long. RefSeq lists its product as uncharacterized. The record is from RefSeq and is a predicted model, not a curated record. NCBI's taxonomy places the organism in Eukaryota, Metazoa, Arthropoda, Insecta, Diptera, Culicidae. The transcript has a single exon. Bases 1 to 1002 code for a protein of 333 amino acids.